AUGUAUUCAACUCCUCCACAAGCAAGAGCACUCCCACUAUCUAUAAACCAACCACACACCGAUGGUCAACAAGUUGGCCUGAUAGGAAAUGCAUUAAAUGAUGAACAGAUAUACCAAUGGAUAAACGAACUUGUCACAGGAACUAAUAGAGAAAAGGCGUUACUAGAAUUGGGUAAAAAAAGAGAGCAAUAUGAUGAUUUAGCUUUAGUCCUUUGGAAUUCCUUUGGUGUAAUUACUGUCUUGUUAGAAGAGAUUAUUAGCGUUUAUCCAUUUUUGGAUCCACCAAAUUUAAGUGCUUCAACUUCAAAUAGAGUAUGCAAUGCUCUUGCAUUGUUGCAAUGUGUGGCAUCAAAUGUACAAACGAGGAGUUUGUUUUUGAAAGCUAAUUUGCCGUUGUAUUUAUACCCAUUCUUAUCUACCAAUGCUCGUCAGAGAUCGUUUGAAUAUUUAAGAUUAACAAGUUUGGGAGUGAUUGGUGCAUUAGUCAAGAAUGACACUCCAGAAGUUAUUAAUUUCCUUUUAACAACAGAAAUAGUACCCUUGUGUUUGAAUAUAAUGGAAAUUUCAUCGGAAUUGUCCAAGACUGUUGCUAUAUUUAUUUUACAAAAGAUACUACUUGAUGAUCAAGGCUUAAACUAUAUUUGUACAACAUUUGAAAGGUUCCACACAGUUGCUUCUGUCUUGUCUAAAAUGAUUGAACAAUUGGCUACAUUAACUAUUACAGGCGCUAAUGGUAAACCUGUUACAGGACAAGGUCAAACGUCGUCGAAUAGUUCAGGAAGGUUAUUGAAACAUGUGGUGAGGUGUUAUAUGCGACUCUCAGAUAACCUUGAGGCUAGAAAAGCGUUAGCAAAUAUCUUACCUGAGCCGUUGCGUGAUGGUUCAUUUUCAUCUAUUUUACAAGAUGAUAUUGCUACAAAGAGAUGUUUAGCUCAGUUGUUGACUAACAUAAAUGAGUUGUAA
Lodderomyces orthopsilosis Co 90-125 is the source of this 963-nucleotide messenger RNA. RefSeq names its product CCR4-NOT core subunit. Gene Ontology annotation, cellular component: P-body; CCR4-NOT complex; CCR4-NOT core complex. Gene Ontology annotation, biological process: negative regulation of translation; mRNA catabolic process. The record is from RefSeq and is a predicted model, not a curated record. The transcript has a single exon. Lineage: Eukaryota; Fungi; Ascomycota; Pichiomycetes; Serinales; Debaryomycetaceae. Bases 1 to 963 code for a protein of 320 amino acids.